Messenger RNA from Girardinichthys multiradiatus, 1487 nucleotides. RefSeq names its product tumor necrosis factor receptor superfamily member 14-like. The record is from RefSeq and is a predicted model, not a curated record. Gene Ontology annotation, cellular component: external side of plasma membrane. The transcript has 7 exons. Bases 264 to 920 code for a protein of 218 amino acids. Gene Ontology annotation, molecular function: protein binding. Gene Ontology annotation, biological process: defense response to Gram-negative bacterium; positive regulation of cytokine production involved in immune response; positive regulation of peptidyl-tyrosine phosphorylation. Lineage: Eukaryota; Metazoa; Chordata; Actinopteri; Cyprinodontiformes; Goodeidae.
GAUUUAAGCAGGGGUGAGGAUGUAAAGUAAAAUGAGGAGAGAAACGCUCUUUCCAAUUGAAAACGGAAUGAAAACGGUAAACUCCAUAAUGGAGGAUUAAUCGCUGCUUCCAGACAAAUCUGGCAACUUUCAAGUUGCUUUCCGGGAUCAAGGCGUUUGUUUCCAAUGGCUUUUAUUUUAUUUAUUUUUAAAACUUAAUGAAAACAUAUAUAUCAGGCAAGUUCUUCAGAACCAUAUAAAGCAGCGGUGCAGUAUGUAGCAGCAUGUGGUCCAUGCUGAUCAUCUUGGUGGGUUUUGCCCUGAUUGAAUCAGAUUCAAACUGCGGACCGAAGGAGUACAGAACCAGUGAUGGACAGUGCUGCCCAAUGUGCCACGAAGGAACUAUAGUUGGCAGAGACUGCACGAUUCAGUCAGGAACACGUUGCGUCCCCUGUGACACGGGAACCUACAUGAACCAACCCAACGGCCUGACCAGGUGUCUCCCCUGCUCCUUCUGUGACCCAGGGGUUGGCCUCUUUGCCAAGCAGAACUGCACACCAACAUCAGACACAGUUUGUGAUGUUUUAAGCGGAUAUUUCUGCAAAAGUUUAGCAGAUAGUACAGGAUGUAGCACAGCAGAGAAACAUUCAGUGUGUGAUCCUGGACAGAGAAUAAAACAACCUGGAACCAGCAAACAUGAUACAGUGUGUGAAGUCUGUCAGGAAGGAUCCUUUUCUCUACAUGGGGUGAACUGCACUCUGUGGACAAAAUGCUCUGAAAGCCAAACCUUGGUCCAAGAAGGAAGCUUAACGAGUGACGUUGUCUGCAGGAGUGGAUCAUUAAGAAACCGAUAUAGUUUGUUGCUGCCUUGUAUUAUGUGUGUUUUUGCCAUUGGUUCACUGCUGUUCACAGGAUGGCAAAACAUGCAGAAAACCUCCUAAAAAGACAGAGGAUGUCCAGGCCCAGGAGGGAGACUAAGACAGCGUUUCAGUGGAACUGAAAUAUAGCCCCUCCAAUGAGGUUUGGUUUUAUUCCAGAGUCUCUACCUAGUUCGAUGUGGCCGGGAAACCUCCAAAGGAAAGAGAUCCGCAGGUAUCCUGAUCAGAUGUCCGAAACACCUCAGAUGACUCCUUUCCAAGUGCGAAAUCUUAAGACUGAGAACGUCUGAGCCCCUGAGACCAAAGCUCAACCAAACGUUUGCUGGCCAAUCAAGCAUCGUAACACCAUGGUCACUAAACCAGCUGUUGGUACUGUAGGCCAGUACCAAGUCCUGCUGGAAAAUGAAACCAGCAUCUCUAUAAAGACUGUCAGCAGAAGAGGUCAUGAAGUGCUUUAAAAUUCCCUGGUAAACGGUCGUGUUGACUUUCGACUUCAGAAAAACUAUUGGACCAACACUAGAAGACGACAUGAAACCUCAAAUUGUCAUUUACUGUUCACAUGUUGAUUCUGUGCCUCUCCACUCUUCCUCCAGCUCUUGAUUUCCAAAUAAAAUACAAAAUUAGCUUUCA